AUGGAUGAGAGCUUUAGACCCGCGCCAAUAAAUUACGGUAGAAGGCCCCCACCACAUCCGUUCUUUGGACAGGAUGGCGAUCACAGUGAUGAAAGUGUGUGCGGUCCCCAGCGCAACUUUACUCAUCAGCCUCACCCACAAUAUGGGCGGAGUAAACAAAAGCUUCCUAAAAUCGAAUACAACCAACCACGCUUCUCGCCCUACCAACUUCCACUGGUCAACGUUGCCCUCUGUGUUGACGACAUGGAAGGUAUAAACGAUCGUCACGAAAUUCCGGCAAAAUACCUGCAGAAGUAUCCUCGAAUCUUUGAUCUCCUUGGACCUGUAAUCCAUGGACGCUAUAUUCACGUACAGCUUUCUGGUAUCUCUCGCAGAAUCGUGCACACCAUAGCACAUUUCGUGUGUACGGGUGAAUAUGAGACAAUUGAGACAGAUGCUCAAGCAGAAUCCUUCGAUGAGCGGCAAGAUGUACGCGAAGAAUUCGAAAAAAGCGUUGAAGUCUAUCAUGCAGCGAAGAAAUACGAAAUUCAUGAUCUUCAGGUGCUGGCCGAAAAACACAUGGAACAUUUUGGGGCAUCAAUGACCUCCAAGGACAUCAUAUCUUCCACUAGAAACGCUUUCUUGGAUCUCCCGCGGGGUGAAAUAUGGCUUCCAAAUUUUGUCAAGAAAGUCAUUGAGCGUGAACUUGUGGCUGGAAAGUCCGAUGCCAACAUUCGUGCCAUUUUCGGGAAACGCAACCUGGAGGGAUCUGCCGCUUUCAACGCUACCAUUUUAUGGAUGAUUAUUGAUAUCCUCUCUGCGCGUGUACAUGACUUGGAAAAUGAGGUUCACAUCAAAGACAACAUUGCGCCCGAAGUUAAGGAUGAUAGAGAACCUGAGAGUGUGGCAGCAAGUGAACCAGUCACGGCUACCAACAAAUCUGUGAGGCGACCGGAAGAGUCUACAUCCUCUGAAGAUGGAUUCGUAGUCAAUGGAUCUACUGUUGCUACGCCUGAAGAGAGCACCGCGAACGAGUCUUUUGCAUCUCGAGCCAUUCCUGCUGCAGUGGCCGCUGACCAUCCCGAUGAUCCUGUGCCUGCACGCACUGAUGACCGUUUAUUUCGCUACAGUACGUUCGCGUGGCCUCCAUUCCAACCUCCUAUGAAUUAUAACGCUUUUGCCGAUGAACCUGAGCCUGCGGGCCAUGUCGCUGCAUAUCUUGGUGAGGAGGAUGUUCCUGGAGCCGAAGAGCCUACUGUUGAGGCCGAAGAGCCUUACCUCCCUGAGCCUCCCGCUGAAGGACCUCCCACUGAAGACCCUCCUGCGCAAGAGGCUCCUGCGGAAGAGGCUCCUGCGGAAGAGGCUCCUGCGGAAGAGGCUCCUGCGGAAGAGGCUCCUGCGGAAGAGGCUCCUGCGGAAGAGGCUCCUGCGGAAGAGGCUCCUGCGGAAGAGGCUCCUGCGGAAGAGGCUCCUAUGGAAAAGGCUCCCACGGAAAAGGCUCCUGCGGAAGAGGCUCUUGAGGAAGAGACUCCAGUUGAAGAGCCUGCUAUCGAAACCACUCUUUCAGGCAUUUUACUGGCAAAAUCGAAAUUGUACAAGGAUUGGAAGGAAAUCAGCUUGCAUACAAGGCGUAAGAGGAGCAAAGUGCUAAAGAAGCGAGGCCUUCCUAUCCCUUCCGAAAACGGCAUUGUUUCGAUUGCGCUUUAA
This is a messenger RNA of Penicillium odoratum, 1686 nucleotides long. RefSeq lists its product as uncharacterized. The record is from RefSeq and is a predicted model, not a curated record. Bases 1 to 1686 code for a protein of 561 amino acids. NCBI's taxonomy places the organism in Eukaryota, Fungi, Ascomycota, Eurotiomycetes, Eurotiales, Aspergillaceae. The transcript has 2 exons.